Molecule: messenger RNA, 1494 nt
Organism: Thlaspi arvense
Lineage: Eukaryota; Viridiplantae; Streptophyta; Magnoliopsida; Brassicales; Brassicaceae
Source: the annotation of a GenBank genome assembly
AGGAGUUGCAUUUUCCUCUCAAGGAAAGAGAGAGGGAGAGAGAAAAUUUCACCGAGAGAGCGAGAAAUGGAGAUGGAUGAAGAUAUGGAAAUCGAGCCAACGGUGUUCGAGGCCAGAGAGAUCGAUCUGGAGUACGAGUUUGAUGCGGCUCGGUGGUACGAUUUCACUCGAAUGGAGUUACCGGCGGAUUCUCAGGCCGCCGAGUUCUGGUUUCAUUCUGCUCCGUCGUACCCUCCCUCUCCUUUCGUAACAAAACUGUUACUUAGUGAGGAGUUUUCUGAUGAAAAGGCCGAGGCAUCAGCGAAACCAGAGGAUGAGGAAGUCACAGAAGAUGUUUGUGAUAAGAAGGAUAGAGAAAUCUACAAGCAGCCAUAUUUAGCCACAGAUUUGAAUAAAACAGGAAAUGGAAUGCGUUUUGGGAUUUUCUCCUCCCAACAAGGUAGUAACUUGAAGAAAGUUCCAAAUCAACCCAUAUCCAAAGGGCCAACGGUUAGCAAUCACAAGCAAACCGAUAAACCGAAAUUCCGAGCUAAGUCAAGCAUCAGACCAACUCCAAGGAGCUCGACGUUAAUGAGACCUACUGCUAGCCAGUUAGCAAAACAAAAUAAUGCUAGUAAAUUCCAUAUGCAAGUGGAUCAAAUUUCUGAGAAAGGCCUUUGUGGGACAGCUGGGACCGAAGUUCAAGCGGCUAAAAGACAGAAGCUUGAUGGAGGUCUUCUUCGUAAGGUUGCUGAUACGAAGCAGGAAGUGAGUUUUGUACACAAGAUACCUAAUAAAAAGGAUACAACUCUUGAUAGAAACUCACAACAUGCCAGGACAAAGGUUACGAUUCCACAGGAGCCUGAUUUUGCUACAUCACAGAGGGCUCACAGAAUACGGAACAAGAAUGAUGCGAAGGUAGAACAGGACUCAGCCGCUGUAUAUAGAUUCAAAGCACGUCCAUUUAACCGAAAGAUAUUUGAUGCUCCUUCAUUGCCCAUCCGGAAAAAGAGCACUCCAAAACUACCUCAAUUCCAAGAAUUCCAUUUGAAGACUUCAGAAAGAGCUAUGCAACAUUCUUCAGCAGUAACAACAAGGUCUAAUCAGGGGAAUGAUGCGUAUAAGGGGUCAGAUAAAUCUAAUAUAACUGAUUCGCUCGACGGAGUUAACAGGGAGAGUAGGAGGAGACCAAGCGUUAUGGAUAUACCUAAGCAUGAUGUCUCGGAGGGAAAACACGUUUUUAAAGCUCGUCCUCUGAACAAGAAGAUACUCUCAAGCAGAGGAGACAUGGGCAUUUUCAAAAACAGCAAGCGAGAAACAACAGUACCUUUGGAGUUUAGUUUUCAUUCGGAAAAGAGAGUUCAGCCAGAUUUACCAACAGAUCUUUUCAGCAAGCUCUCUAUCAAAUCGGAGCUCCAGCAAAACAAUGGAUCUCUCACAAGAUUUCGUCAACCAAAGGUCUUCAAGGAAAAUAGAGUGAACUCUUUCCAAGCAGGGAAUGCCAAUUAUCAUUAA